AUGACAUUCGGUGUGAGAGCCUCGCUAUUCUUCUACAAGCCAACCUUUUUGGCUAGACCUACAACAAGGCUCUUUUCUACUUCAAAACCUAGAAGCAAUCAAGUCGAUUGUUACAUUUCUACCAUCCACGAUGCUUACACGAACUUAGCCAUUGAAGAAUAUUUACUACGAGAAACCAAACCAGAUCGCUAUAUACUGUACCUGUGGAGAAAUAAGCCUUGCGUUGUAGUAGGCAGAAAUCAAAAUCCAUUCCAGGAGUGCAAUUUGCGAUUCAUGAGAGAGAACAACAUUCCACUUGUACGCAGACGAUCUGGAGGCGGUGCAGUGUAUCAUGAUAUGGGCAACUCUAUUUACACCAUUUUUAUGCCUCGUGAAGCAUUUUCGCGCAAGACGAAUGCUCAGCUUGUAGCCAGAUCCCUGAAUCAACUUGAUAUCCCCGCCUCCGUCAACGAACGACAUGAUAUUGUAGUGGAUAAUCACAAGGUAUCAGGCAGUGCAUACAAAAUUACCAGUACCAGAGCUUACCAUCAUGGUACUAUGUUGAUUGACGCAGAAACAGAGACGUUAAAAGGAUGUUUGUCUAAAAAGAGAAUGAAUAACAAGGGCAUUGUGUCAAAAGGUGUCGAGUCAGUACCCUCCCCAGUGACAAACCUUAGAGACUAUUCUUUUACGGUAGAUCAUCAGCAAUUUUGUGAGUCGGUUUUGGCUGAAUUUGUGGUUGCAUACAAUGACGGAAUGCCCGUAGAGCCAAUUGUAUUCAAUCAGGAAAGUGUGCUUCCAAAUAAAGUAAAAGAAACGAGACUGGAGCUCAAGACUUGGGAUUGGAUCUAUGGUCAAACACCAGAGUUCACCAAUACAAUCGAAACGAAUUUUAACUGGGGGCAUGUGAAAUGCCAUAUACUCUCAAGACAUGGCAAAAUCCUCAAAGCAGACAUCUCCACUAAUAACAACCUCCUACAUGAACCUACCAUUGCAGCCGCCAUCUCUGUUGCCCUGGAAGGGUUGCCCUAUUCUCAAUAUGCUGUGGAUGAAGCCAUUGAAAAGAUAAAUACAGAAGUGCCAGGACUGAUUAACUCUGAAAAUGAUUAUAUUGCUCGAGACAUAAGCAAUUGGUUGCAAGCUAGAUUAUAG
Messenger RNA from Mucor velutinosus, 1131 nucleotides. RefSeq lists its product as uncharacterized. The coding region runs from base 1 to 1131 and encodes 376 amino acids. Gene Ontology annotation, molecular function: lipoyltransferase activity. Lineage: Eukaryota; Fungi; Mucoromycota; Mucoromycetes; Mucorales; Mucoraceae. Gene Ontology annotation, cellular component: mitochondrion; cytoplasm. The transcript is spliced from 5 exons. Gene Ontology annotation, biological process: protein lipoylation. The record is from RefSeq and is a predicted model, not a curated record.